AUGCCCAACAGCAGCCUGGCCCUGGGCAGCCUGGACGGGAUUUACAUCGGCGCCGAGUGCCUGCUGGCCCUGUUUGCCACGCUGGGCAAUGCCCUGGUGAUCUGGGCAGUGAGGCUGAACGUGGCUUUCCAGAACACCACGCUCUGUUUCAUCGCAUCCCUGGCGCUGGCCGACGCUGCCAUGGGGCUGCUGGUGAUGCCCCUGGCCAUCGUGGUGAGCCUGGGCACGGCCAUGCCCACCUACGGCUGCCUCUUCAUGUGCUGCCUGAUGCUGGUGUUCAGCAACGCCUCCAUCCUGUCCCUGCUGGCCAUCGCCAUCGACAGGUACCUGCGAGUCAAGCUGCCCACCAGAUAUAAAAUAAUCAUCACAGAGAGGAGAAUUUGGUGGGCCCUGGGGCUGUGCUGGUCCCUGUCCCUGCUGGGAGGGCUCGUGCCCAUGUUUGGCUGGAACAAGGCAGGCCCCAGGAGCUCCAGCUUCCUCAGGUGCAGGUUCAUCUCCGUGAUGAGGAUGGAUUACAUGGUGUAUUUCUGCUUCUUCCUGUGGACCCUCAUGCCCCUGUUCAUCAUGUGUGCUCUGUAUGCUGAGAUCUUCUACAUCAUCCGCACCAAGCUUGGCCAAGGUGUCAGAGGGGCUGGGGCUUUCUAUGGCCACGAGUUCAGGACAGCCAAGUCUCUUGCACUUGUUCUCCUCCUGUUUGCAAUCUCCUGGCUGCCUCUGUGCACUAUAAACUGUGUUUGCUAUUUUCACCCUGAGUCUCAGAUCCCCCCAUAUUUGAUUUACUUGGCGAUCCUCUUAUCCCAUGCCAAUUCUGUCAUGAACCCCAUCGUCUAUGCCUACAAGAUAAAGAAGUUCAGAACCUCAUACCUUUUAAUUUUAAGGACCUACAUUCUGUGCAAAAAACCAGAGCCAGCUCUUACAGGGCAAACAACAGACCCAGAGUCAUGA
Camarhynchus parvulus is the source of this 945-nucleotide messenger RNA. It is a transcript of the gene ADORA3, whose product is annotated as adenosine A3 receptor. Bases 1 to 945 code for a protein of 314 amino acids. Gene Ontology annotation, biological process: G protein-coupled adenosine receptor signaling pathway. The record is from RefSeq and is a predicted model, not a curated record. NCBI's taxonomy places the organism in Eukaryota, Metazoa, Chordata, Aves, Passeriformes, Thraupidae. The transcript is spliced from 2 exons. Gene Ontology annotation, cellular component: dendrite; synapse; membrane. Gene Ontology annotation, molecular function: G protein-coupled adenosine receptor activity.